GAUUUCUCUGUAGCUGAGGCGGGAGGCGGGAGGCGGGAGGGAGUUGAGACCCCGGGGCGGGGGCAGGAUUCUGCUUCGCCGCACUGCGGCUGCGGGGCUGUGGUUUUUUCUCUCCUGGGAGUAACGAGCACGACGGCCCCUCACCCCUGAAUUAGCCUUCUAUUUCUAUUUGCGACUUAGAAGCUUCCCGGCGCCUCAUCUGUGCUCACCUGAGCUGAGGAUCAGGAAUGGGAGGGGGCACAGUCAUUGCCUCGCGGGCGCGGCGGGACCCCCGCGGACGGCUUUGUGCGGACUUUCGGCACCGUUAUCCCCCCGCCGCCAGCCCUACACCACCUGGGGCCGGCGCGCCGCGUUACUGUUCGGGGCCCGGCCCACUGCCCUGCCUGCUCCGGGGACCCGGACCGCCGAUCCCGGGGAUGGGGGACUCCGAGACUCAGACCCCACAGGGGAGACCCCCAGACCUCAGACCCCACGCGAGGACCCCGAUGCUUCAGACCCCCACAGGCUGACCCCGAGAUCUCAGACCCCCGCAGGAGGAUCUCGAGAGCUCAGGUCCCCAGUGGGGGAGUGAAUGAGACUUCGGAUCCCUGAGAUAGCAAAUCCCUGUGGGGCAUCCCAGGACUCACCUCACCUCGGGGUGACCCCAGACCUCACCCCAGGCGGCCGAUCGGCCGGGCACUACCCACUAUCCCGCCGACCCCCCUGGAGCUCAAAGGCUUGGCGCUCCAGCUGCUCUGCCCCGCCUGCUCCCAGGCUCAAAACUCCCGCGCACGGAUCCCUGCCCCGGAAGCAACCAGGUUCACGGGAGGUUACCUGGCUAGUCCAAGGUGAUACAGCUGGUAACUGUCGAAGAUGUUGGUAUUGAAACUCAUGUACUUUUAGUUCUAUUGAAUCUAGAGGUAGAAUAUAUGUACAAGAAUAUCAACUACCAUCUACUCAGGUCCCUGUUUCAUCUGUUUAUUCAUUCACUCAGCUGUUAAUAGGAUCCAGUGAGCCCUCUGUGGUUCUGAAGAAUUGCCUUGAGUAUAUGCAGCCUCGAAAAACCCACUUCCUAGGCUCAGUCUUUGAUCAAUAUUUAUCGUUAUCACAAGUUAUUGCUCUAAUAAGCUCUACUCUGGAGACAUGGUGUUAUGGUUUACUUGGGAGUGUGAGUUCUGGUCAUCAUUGAAGACUCACGUACUUUUACUGAGAAAGUGACAUUGAUCUCUGUAGAUUUAGAAUUAAAUAAUAUGAUGAAAUAUAUAAACCCAUUACUUUUAGUCAAGGUGGUAAAAAAAGUUUAGUGUUUGAUAGAUUUUUCAGCUCCACUAUCACAAAUAUUUUCUCCUAGGAUUUCUUCUAGAAAUAUUACUGUUUUGAGUUGUGUAUUAGGUCUAGGAUCUACUUUUUUUUUUCAGGCAGAGUCUCACUCUGUUGCCCAGGCUGGAAUGUAGUGGUGUGAUCACAGCUCACUGCAGCCUCAACCUCCUGGGCUCAAAGGAUAAGAUCUACUUUUAAUUAAUUUUUGUAUACGGUAUGGGAUAGCGACCAAAGUUCAUUUUUUUGCAUGUAUACAUAUCCAAAUGUUCCAGCAUCAUUUGUUAAAAAGUUAUUUUUGUCUC
Messenger RNA from Piliocolobus tephrosceles (Ugandan red Colobus), 1601 nucleotides. Its product is annotated as basic proline-rich protein-like. Bases 228 to 509 code for a protein of 93 amino acids. NCBI's taxonomy places the organism in Eukaryota, Metazoa, Chordata, Mammalia, Primates, Cercopithecidae. The record is from RefSeq and is a predicted model, not a curated record. The transcript has a single exon.